CACUUGCUGAUGUGGAUGGCAAUUUUGCAAUUUUAUUGAAAAACAAGGGGCAAAAAUGAUAUUUCAUGUUCCUUUUUCCACACCCUCUCUGAACUCUCUCCUUCCCCUCUCUGAACUCUCUCCUUCCCCUCAAAUCUAAUCUGCAUUUCUUCUCCUUCUCUCUCCUUAGGCUGAUCUAUCUCUCUUUUUCUCUUCUCCCUCGCCUGAGUUUUCUCUCUAAGGAACAGUGGUACAAUGUUUAUUAAAGACUGAAAUUAAGGCAAUUUUGAAAUUAGUUGUGGAAAUAGUUAAUCACCUCGCCAACGAUUUUGUGGGAGGGGGCAAAUUUUGGCACCGUCGGCGAGACAACCAACAAACCGAGAUGAGAGAACAAGAAAGGGCGAGAAAAUAGGAUGAAAGGGAAAGAGAGCGAUUGGGAUGAUGAGUUAUGAGAGAGAGUGAACAAAGACUUCUUUUUUUUUUUUUUUUUUUUUUUUUUUUUAAUUUUGCUGACAUGACAUUGGAUUAUUAUCUUAUUACUAUUUUUGACAUGUAGGAGGGUGUACAAAGUGGUUCCUCCACGUUUGGAUGUAUAUGUAUCGGUGCUCUAAAUAUAUGUACAUGAGGGCAACUGAUCAUACAAUGUCUAUGGACAAUAAAGGAAAGUUAAAUAUGGAGAUGACCAGAGGCGUGAGAAAAGGUGCAUGGACAUAUGAGGAAGACAAGCUACUCAAGGCUUGUAUACAGAAGUAUGGUGAAGGAAAAUGGCAUUUAGUUCCACAAAGAGCAGGAUUGAAUAGGUGCCGAAAAAGCUGUAGAUUGAGGUGGUUAAAUUAUUUAACCCCCAACAUCAAAAGGGAAAGCUUUGCUGAGGAUGAAGUUGAUAUGAUGCUAAGGUUACACAAACUUCUAGGGAAUAGAUGGUCAUUGAUUGCUGCAAGGCUUCCGGGUAGAACAGCUAAUGAUGUGAAGAAUUAUUGGCACACACAUUUGAGAAAGAAGAUGGUUUCAAGAACACUAGAAGAAAAGAAAGAAAAACCUAAGGAAACCAUGAAAGUUCAUGAAAUUAUUAAACCUAAACCUCGAACUUUCUCAACUCAUCCACCUUCGUUGAACUGGAAACAUAAUAUUAAUGUGACACCAAUUGUGGCGGUUUCAACUCAACACGGUGAAGUCUCGCCAAAUCGUGAUAAUAAAGAGAUUACGGAUUCAAACCAAAUUGGUAGAGAUAUUGUUGGUGUUUCCCAACCAAGUCUUGGUAGUGCUCCAAUACCGUGUGCAAUGUUGUGGGACAGUUUAUUGAACUUGGAGGAGCAUAAAAGUAGUGAGAAAAUUGGGUCAGGCUCUUUAUUACAAGAGGAGAACUUCAUUUCUGAGUUUCCAAAUGUGGAUGACUCCUUUUGGGAUUUCAACCUUUGUGAUUUCGAUUCUCUUUGAGAUCUUUAUAUAUUGGUUUUGGUGAUAUAUUUGCCAAUAAUAUUUCUUAGGAAAAAUGUAUUUUCUAUAUUAUACUAUCAAUAAUUUAUCAGGGUCUUCUUACAAGGAGAGCUAUAUGGAAUAAUUUAUCUCAUCAAUUCGGUUCAUAUCUAUCAAAAGCUAUAUUGCAUGGGCUCCUCACUCAUGUCAAUUUGCUUACGCAUAGAGUUAUUUAGGAUGUGAAUGAUUCAA
This is a messenger RNA of Medicago truncatula (barrel medic), 1647 nucleotides long. RefSeq names its product transcription factor MYB1. The transcript has 3 exons. Lineage: Eukaryota; Viridiplantae; Streptophyta; Magnoliopsida; Fabales; Fabaceae. The coding region runs from base 568 to 1416 and encodes 282 amino acids. The record is from RefSeq and is a predicted model, not a curated record.